Closterium sp. Naga37s-1 is the source of this 1842-nucleotide messenger RNA. Lineage: Eukaryota; Viridiplantae; Streptophyta; Zygnematophyceae; Desmidiales; Closteriaceae. The record is from the annotation of a GenBank genome assembly.
AUGAUGAAGGUGCUGCCGACAUGGGCGGCGUCGGCGUGGAACCCGUGGGCAACCGCUCUUUCGCAGACGCUGUGGCGAUUUCUGCUCACCAUGGCGCUCACGCUACUCUCCCACCACACUCUCCUGCGAGGCGCCAGCAUCCGCGAGUUCACGCUCCCCAACAUCUUCUUGUACCGACUGGCUAGCACCUCGUCAGUGAACCCGGAGAACCAGCCGGUCGUCAUGGUGAUCGCCGCGCGGAACUCGAAGACUUCCAAGGAUGCCCGUCUUCAGCAGAGCUACACGGCGCGACACAUGGAAGCGGAGUUGUGCGCCGUCGGCGAGACCGGCCUGUGGUUGCACUUCAUCCUCGACCAGAUCGGUCAGUUCAACAGCGUCGACUUCCUUCUGCCGCUUGACACCACCGAACGUGAGCGCUGGUACAAGAAGCAUCUCUUCUUCGCCCACAACAAGGAGCAAAAAGAGCUCUCCGCCGCCUGCCACCAACGUUGGACGCAGCAAAUGUGGACGACCAACAAGGUGUUCUACAAGCGGAACGUGCAUGCCGCUCGCGCCAGAGGUGCGCAUGAGCUAGCCAUCGAAGGGACGCCUCGCGCUGAGAUCGCCGAGCUGGGUCACUGGGCACUUGACAAGAUGACGCGUGCUUAUAUCACAGCCAUUCCCGUUGGGGUGGUGAUGAGGAAGGCCGGCUACUCGGGUUGCAAGCAAGACUACUUCUUGGGUCGCAGCAGGGUCGAGCCCUCCGACAAACUCUUGGACAUCAUCGCCGAGCACAUCUUCCCUGGCGUGGAUGGUUUGCUGCGCGAUGCGGAAACGCGUGCUGCCAAAGGGAGCGACACCGACAAAGCCGCCAUGCACUUCUGGUGUACCCUCCAGAUGAUGCGCCGCAUCGUCGCCGAGGACCUCGUGGUGAAGCUCAUCCGCACCCCUUGGCACUCGAAAUCUCCAUCCGCUUGGACACCGAAUACCAUAUACAUGUCCCUCAAGGAGACGCUGAAGUACGAGAGGGAGCGCUCCGCAGUCGAGAAGAUUGACCUUCAGGAGGAGAUCAAGAAGCGCGACGAUACCAUCGCGAUGCUGACCGCCGAGAUAACCCGUCUCACCGAGGCACUCCGUGUGUCAGACGCACGGAGGAUGCCGGCGGCGCCGCCGUCGGGGAACAAGCAAGCGCCGAGCGAGAGUGGCUCCGCGGAUUCGGCCAGUACGGGGGCCGGAGCCAAGAAACGGGAUGAGAAACCCCCGAAACCCCCACAGACGGUCAACGAGGCUCGUUACAAGCUCAACGUGGUGCAACCUUGGCGGGAGGCAAAGACCGUGAGGAACGCUUGGCGCCUCUGGAACUUUGCCACCGCCGAUGACACCCGUUGUCUUUGCGACAGGGUCGCCGAGCCGGGAUUCGUCGACCGCCACACCCUCCUCAAAAGCGCGAUGCAGGGUGCACACGACAUGAAGGUGCGCCACAUGCUGAAGGCCAUGGAUGCAGUGCGCCUUCUUCGCUCGAGCGACGGCGAUGCCGACACCGAAGCCGUCGUCGCUGCCCUGAACAAGAUCGUGGCGCCGUGCAUCGGGACCUUCUGCGAUGCCCUCACGGUGCUCGAACCGGGAACCGCACCGACGAAGUCCAAGGAGCCUAGCAUGGGCGUGAAGGGGCUGGGCCCCAAGUCGGUCUCGAAGCUUUGUCUCGCCUGUGCGCUGGUGGCGGUCAACUUGAAGCCGAGCGCUUGGGUUGCCAUCCUGUUUCCAGACACCUGGGAGGAUCAGAUGCCAAAGACCAUGGCCAACAUGGCCAAGCAGACCGCACCUGUGCUGCGUCCUCCGACGAAGUGCAAGAAGGCGGCAUGA